This is a messenger RNA of Cricetulus griseus (Chinese hamster), 945 nucleotides long. The record is from RefSeq and is a predicted model, not a curated record. Lineage: Eukaryota; Metazoa; Chordata; Mammalia; Rodentia; Cricetidae.
AUGGGUCAGCUCAAGUUUGAUGAGCAGAUGUUUAUUAGGAAAGUACUCAUGCGACGGAGUCAGUCUUGUACAACCAGGCGGGUUUCUUCUGUAAUUGCUGUGAGCGUAUAUGUCAUGCUCCAUCAAAGGAGUCCACAUGUGCUAUGUGUAACCCAACGACUGAGAAACACUGAACUGGUAGACCCAUCAUUCCAAUGGCAUGGGCCAAAAGGAAAAAUUGUUUCAGAAAACACCACCGCACAAGUGACAUCCACAGGAAGCCUCAUAUUUCAGAACUUUGACGAGACCAUGAGUGGAGUUUAUACAUGUUUCCUUGAGUACAAACCAACUGUGGAAGAAAUUGUUAAAAAUCUUCAACUGAAAUAUGUUAUUUAUGCUUAUCGUGAACCUCAUUUUUAUUACCAGUUCACAGCACGAUACCAUGCAGCUCCCUGCAAUAGUAUCUAUAACAUCUCUUUUGAGAAGAAACUUCUUCAGAUUUUAAGUAAACUGGUUCUUGACCUUUCCUGUGAAAUUUCCUUGCUUAAGUCCGAAUGCCAUCGUGUUAAAAUGCAAAGAGCUGGUUUGCAAAAUGAAUUAUUCUUCACAUUUUCAGUUUCAUCUAUAGACAGUGAAAAAGGACCCAAGGCAUGUACAGACCAUAAUUGUGAUUCUACCAAAAGAUUAUCUAAGGCUAAAAAUCUUAUAGAGAGAUUUUUUAAUCAGCAAGUAGAAGUUCUGGGCAAACGUGUGGAGCCACUGCCUGAGAUAUACUACAUUGAAGGAACCCUUCAGAUGGUGUGGGUUAACCGCUGCUUUCCAGGGUAUGGAAUAAAUGUGCUCAAACAUCCAAAGUGCCCUGAGUGCUGUGUGAUCUGCAGCCCUGGAUCCUACAAUCCACGGGAUGGAACUCAUUGCCUCCAAUGCAACAGCAGCUUGGUGUAUGGAGCAAAGGCAUGCAUAUAG